This is a messenger RNA of Solea senegalensis (Senegalese sole), 994 nucleotides long. RefSeq names its product protein SET-like. NCBI's taxonomy places the organism in Eukaryota, Metazoa, Chordata, Actinopteri, Pleuronectiformes, Soleidae. Gene Ontology annotation, cellular component: nucleus; chromatin. Gene Ontology annotation, biological process: nucleosome assembly. The transcript has 7 exons. Gene Ontology annotation, molecular function: chromatin binding; histone binding. The record is from RefSeq and is a predicted model, not a curated record. The coding region runs from base 164 to 979 and encodes 271 amino acids.
AGAAAGAAACCAGCGUGCGGAUCUGCGCUGAUUCCUCUCACCGUGGGCUCAUAGAACACGCAGUGUUUGAAGGUGGAAGUAACUUUUAUACCGCAGAGAAGAGUUCUAACGCACCCGGGGACGCACAUCUGGUCUGAACAGGCGCGGUAUCGACCGUUAAACCAUGUCGGCCUCAUCGGCGAAAGUGAGCAGGAAGGAGAACUCGAACCACGACGGAGCGGACGAGACCUCUGAAAAAGAGCAACAGGAAGCAAUCGAACAUAUUGAUGAAGUCCAGAACGAAAUCGACAGACUGAACGAACAAGCGAGUGAAGAAAUUUUAAAAGUAGAGCAACAGUUCAACAAAUUACGUCAGCCAUAUUUUCAGAAGCGAUCAGAACUCAUAGCCAAAAUCCCGAACUUCUGGGUCACAACAUUCGUCAACCAUCCACAAGUUUCAGCUCUUCUGGGCGAGGAGGAUGAAGAGGCGCUUCAUUAUCUGUCGAAGGUGGAGGUCACUGAGUUUGAGGACAUAAAGUCUGGAUACAGAAUAGAUUUUUUUUUCGACGAGAACCCGUACUUCGAGAACAAGUCCCUCUCCAAAGAGUUUAACGUGAACGAGAGUGGGGAUCCCGUUUCCAAAUCCAGCGAAAUAAAGUGGAAAGCCGGAAAGGACCUGACGAAGCGCACGGGUCAGACGCCAAACAAAGCCGGGAAGAAGCGGCAGCACGAGGAGCCCGAGAGCUUCUUCACCUGGUUCACCGACCACUCAGACGCAGGCGCUGAUGAGCUGGGAGAAGUCAUCAAGGACGACAUCUGGCCCAACCCACUGCAGUACUACCUGGUCCCCGACAUGGAAGACGAGGAAGGCGACGGUGAUGACGACGACGAUGAAGAGGAGGGCCUCGAGGACAUUGAUGAGGGAGAGGAAGAGGAAGGUGAAGACGACGAUGAAGACGGUGACGGAGAAGAUGGAGAGGUGAGUCCUGCUUCUUCCUGAACCAGACAUCAGUGG